Cyclocybe aegerita is the source of this 507-nucleotide messenger RNA. The record is from the annotation of a GenBank genome assembly. NCBI's taxonomy places the organism in Eukaryota, Fungi, Basidiomycota, Agaricomycetes, Agaricales, Hemipholiotaceae.
AUGGUUCAUAUUCUGGGCAUCCAACUCCCAGACAAUCAGAUUGCAAGGUUUGCCUUGACAAAAAUAUAUGGUGUCGGGCACCACACCGCGCACCGUCUGUGCGCUAGGCUACAAGUUCACGACAAAUGCAAAGUGAAGGACCUUUCGCCAUUCCAAGUGACCUCACUGGCAUCCUUCCUGUCAUCCCCCGCCACUGCCCCACCCCUACCUCGUUAUCCGCUCGCGACUUCGGACUAUGUCCCACCACCUCCGAGCGUCUCUUCCCAAGAGCUGCUGGCGCGUUUCAACGAAACCAAUAAAAAGAGGGCUAUCAAGAACACUGACCCAUUGAAGAAUCUCAAGAUAGAGUCGGAGCUGAGGAGGGAGGUCCGGGAGAACAUUGCUCACCAACGUAUGAUUGGCAGCUAUGUUGGAAGACGGCACGCAAUGCACCUCCCCGUCAGAGGACAGAACACGCAAAACAAUGCAAAGACCGCAAGAAAAUUCAACCGUUUGGAUCGACAUUAG